AGAGAGUCAGUGCUGCAUACAAUGUAUUCUGUCCCUGGACUGUCUCCUUAGUCAAGCCUUAAAUCUUUAAAUCAGCUGUGUAAGUCAUUUCCCAUAAAUUCAAUAGAGUAAAACAAUACUAGCGGAUGUUUACGCAUAAGAGGAGAGCGGUGGAAACUUAAGCAUACAGGGUGCGGCUCCAACAAUGCAGUAAUGUACCGACGGUGUGUGGGAGGGCAAAGGCAGGCAGGUAAAAACACUCAGGAGCUUCCUCAUUGUGGAGCAGGAAGGCAUUCAUCCCCGUGUGUGAGCUGUGAGUCUUCCACUUGUGGACCAUGUUCUCCUCUGCGACCCCCUACAAGAACCAGCACUACGCUGAGCUAAAGAAGGACUGUAUCAAGAGUAAGAAACUCUUUGAGGAUCCAGAGUUCCCGUCCAUAGAUGCGUCACUUUAUUUUCGGAAACCACCACCUGGUAGGGUGCAAUGGAAACGUCCAGGGGAGAUCAGCAAUGAUCCUCACCUGUUUGUGGAGGGUGUCAGCGCCCAUGACUUGAACCAGGGCUCAGUGGGGAACUGCUGGUUUGUGGCCGCCUGCUCGUGUCUGGCACUGAAGCCAAACCUCUGGAAGAAGGUAAUUCCAGACUGGAAGGAGCAGGAGUGGGACUCUAAACACCCGGAGAACUAUGCCGGAAUCUUUCACUUUCAGUUUUGGGUGUUUGGAGAGUGGAUGGAUGUGGUGGUGGAUGACCGGCUUCCUACAAUCAACGGAGAGCUCAUCUACUGUCACUCCAAAGACAACAAUGAAUACUGGAGCGCUCUGCUUGAAAAAGCAUACGCAAAGCUCUCUGGCUGCUAUGAGUCUCUGGAGGGGGGCAACACUGGAGACGCUGUGGUGGACUUCAGUGGAGCUGUGGCCGAGGCCAUCAAUCUGGAAGCAGAGGCUUACUAUAAGGACCAGGAGAAUCUAGACCAUCUCUUUGCAGAUCUCCUCAAAGUUUACGACCGUGGUGGAAUCAUAAGUUGCUCCAUUAAGGCACAACCUCACGAACUUGAGCUCAAGCUGGCCAACGGGCUGGUGAAAGGUCACGCCUACUCGGUGACCGCGGUGAACAGGGUGCGUCUGGGUCACGGGCUGGUGGCCUACUUCAAGAACGAAACCAUCCCCAUGAUCCGCAUGAGGAAUCCCUGGGGCAAGACUGAGUGGAAUGGAGCCUGGAGUGACAGCUCUGAGGAAUGGUCAAAGGUUGGUGACACAGAAAGGGGCAACCUCGGCAUCACAGUGGAGGACAACGGAGAGUUCUGGAUGUCUUUCACAGACUGGUGCAAGCACUUUACAGAUGCCGACGUGUGCCGUCUCAUCAAUACGUCGCUGAUCAGCAUCCACAAGACCUGGCAUGAGGUCGUCCACUUUGGGAGCUGGACCAAGCAAGCGGAGCCUCUUUUAAACCGCUGUGGUGGCUGUGCUAACCACAAGUCCACCUUCUUGCAGAACCCACAGUACAUGUUUGAUGUCACAAAGGAAGCCGACGAAGUCCUCAUCUCCUUACAACAAAGAGAUAUGAAAAUCCACAGGAAAUUUGGUCAAGGGGAAAAUCUAACAAUCGGCUUCAGCAUCUUCAAGGUGGAACUGAACAGAAAAUACAGGAUGCAUGACAUCCUGACCCAGAAUUGCGUGGCGACGUCGACCUACAUCAACGCCCGCACGGUCUUCAUGAGGUGCAUGCUGCAGCAGGGCCGCUACGUCAUCCUCCCAACCACCUUCAAGCCUUACAUUCUGGGCGACUACAUGCUCCGACUCUUCACAGACCUGGACUCAGGCUGCAGGGAGCUGAGCGAGGAUAAGCCGAGGGUGAGAUGCUGGAGUUCCUUUCUGGGAUACCCACAAGUGGUGACCCACAUCUACGUGCAUGCUGCUGAGGGUCUGCAGAACCAGGACAGUACAGGGGGCGCAGACCCAUAUGUGAUCAUAAACUGUGAGGGAAACUCAGUAAAAUCUACAAUACAGAAGGACACUUUGACACCAGAGUUUGGAACUAGUGGAAUUUUCUACAGGAAGAAGCCCAGGAAGCCUUUAACUGUACAGAUCUGGAACAGUAAUGCGAUGCAGGACCAGUUCAUGGGCCAAGUGGUGCUUUCCGGUUCUGCGAAAGACACCAUCGAUCCUCAGAGGCUUCAGCUGAGGAAGCAAGGCCGCAACAUGGCCGAUGAGAUGCCCGGAAGCGUUAAUUUGAGAAUAAUCACGUCCACUCAGCUCACCGCCAUUUGAGGCUCGAACCCCGACUGCAGGAGUUCAAGCGGAACUGUGAAACUAUGAUGACGACUUGCCAUUAAGGUCUUCGCUUUCUAUGAUUUGCAUAUUUGUAAAGCAAGACCAUGCAGGACAGUGUGAUUGUCAAUUUUUUUAACCUUUUUUAAAAAAAAAUCUUUUUAUGAGUAACUUAUACAUUCUAUAAUGACCGUUUCCACAUAAGAUCAUCUGUAAGGCUCAUAAUGAUUUGUUCAUUUUAUUAGUCAUCGUCAUAUACACUUAACUACUUGUUUAAACUUUUUUUUUUUUUUAUUAUUAUUAUUCAUUUGACAAGUUUUGAACAUGGUACUGCACUGCAUCAUACUGAGAGGUGUUUCUAAUACCUUAUAAGGGGGAAAUAUUAGAAACAGCUCCAAAUAUGAUGCAUAAAUACAGGCUUAAUAUGUGACUGCCUAUCACAACUGAGUAUUAUCUUUGUUCAUAAAGCUCUUGUAUUGGAUCUGUAUUGGUGUUGUGCAGGCGUACCUAAUGAACUGUCCGCUGAGUGUAUAUCCUGCAAACAAAAUAUCAAAAACAGAAUUAAUACAUCACCUAGUUCCAUAAUGCAGCUUCCAUUCCUCACUUUUCCCAAUUUAAAUAUGCAUCUUCUGCAGUUAGGGUUGCAAAAUUCCACACGUUUUCAAAGUUGGACACUUUCCAUGAUGAAUUGAUCGAAUAAACCAGCAAUUUCCAAAUUUGAAGUUGGCUCUCAAUAGGGAAAUAUAGUUGGGGAAGAUAUAUUUUAGAAUACUCUUGAAUAAAACAACCAGAUUUCAUGCAGGUAGUGUGGAGUCCCCUAAGUUUUUAGAGUAACCUUUUGGUCAGUUUUUGCUUUGUGUUACAAGCCAAAAUGUGCAUGUGUGCAAGGAGAGCUAUGACAAAACAAAAUUUUUAUAUUUUGCGUGAACAUGCUAGCUUUCCAUUAAACUCCUGGGGUUAAAGGUGGUUUGCUUUUUAAUAUUAUAAAUAACCCACCACACCCAAGGAAGAACAACCUGUUAGAGACAGAAGGAAUGACCAAUGAGGCGUGGUUAAAGAACUGCAGCUACAUUCAAAUCUUGCUAGCGUUUUUAAAUCUGCAAACUCCUCCUUUAUCUUCCCAUGGAAAUUGACUUGAAACUUUCCCCCAAAAUUUCCACCCCUUUGUACGGAAGCGUAUUGCAUUCACUUGGAUUUAAAAUAACUCCUGUUCUUCUGAGUAAUUUUUUUGAUGGGUUUGUUUUUUGAUUUUUUUUUUUCUGUUUUCUGACAAUUUUUCUUCCACCUGUUUUUCUGACUAUUUUUUUUCUGCUUUUCGGACAAAUUUUUUUCCACCUGUUUUUCUGAUUAAUUUUUUCUGAGUUACCGGGACACAUCGAACUCACGUGAGAACCUGCAAACUGCAAGUGACUCUUUGCGGACUCCGUAGUAAGCAACAUGACCGGCUUAUUUAGUUUGAUCAAGUUUUAUUUUGAUAUGGGUUUAAGACACUGGGAGAUACUCCUGUCUUUGAGUCACAUAGAUGGUAUUGUUAUUAGUUUGUCGAUAUUACGCAGGCACAUGCUGACUUUGCGUUUGUUCAGGAGGAAAGCCCAUUCAGAUCAGGCUAGAUACAGCAGUUUGUCCAGAAUCAGUUGGACAGAUAUGGUAUGCUCUAUGGAUACAAGAUAAUGCAUUUAAAAUGCAUUCAGGCUGGCUACGUGGUGACUCAAGAGACGAUCAGGAGACUGAUGAAAAUACUGGAUCCACAUGGUGUGCAGCUGAGGCGCCGGAAUCGGCUUCGCCGGCGUAUGUACCACAAUCCGGUCCGAGCAGUAAACCGGCAUUAGUGAGUCCGCAAAGAGUCACUUGCAGUUCGCAGGUUCUCGCGUCAGAAAAAAAUUUGUCAGAAAAACAAACAAAUAUUCAAAAAAACAAAGCCCUCAAAAAAAUUACUCAGAAAAACAGGAGUUUUUUUUAAUCCAAGUGAAUGCAAUAGGCUUCCGUACCUUUGCAACAGUACCUGCAGUCAAGAAAAUCAGUGCACCUUGAAUGCAACUCAACCUAACCAUGAUGCAUUACAGCAACUCAGUUUCUUUUUAUUUCAGUCCAGUUCCCAAACUGUGUUAUUUUAUUUUUUUUACACUCAAGACACAGCCAUGCACAAUUCGAAGUUCAAAAAGUCUAUUGCUUCCACCACAAUUAAAAAUAGUUUAUCCAAAACCUCA
Messenger RNA from Phyllopteryx taeniolatus (common seadragon), 4453 nucleotides. Its product is annotated as calpain-5-like. The coding region runs from base 315 to 2246 and encodes 643 amino acids. Gene Ontology annotation, biological process: proteolysis. The transcript is spliced from 13 exons. The record is from RefSeq and is a predicted model, not a curated record. Lineage: Eukaryota; Metazoa; Chordata; Actinopteri; Syngnathiformes; Syngnathidae. Gene Ontology annotation, molecular function: calcium-dependent cysteine-type endopeptidase activity. Gene Ontology annotation, cellular component: cytoplasm.